Alosa sapidissima (American shad) is the source of this 5900-nucleotide messenger RNA. RefSeq names its product cysteine-rich motor neuron 1 protein-like. Gene Ontology annotation, molecular function: serine-type endopeptidase inhibitor activity; protein binding. The transcript is spliced from 15 exons. Gene Ontology annotation, cellular component: extracellular region. Lineage: Eukaryota; Metazoa; Chordata; Actinopteri; Clupeiformes; Clupeidae. The record is from RefSeq and is a predicted model, not a curated record. Bases 454 to 3321 code for a protein of 955 amino acids.
UCACAGAUAGCCGCACGCCGCGAUAUCAACACGGACCUCCGCAGUCUCCACGUUUUCUAGUCUUUUCCUGUUUCUCUGUAGACUGUUGGAUACAUCAAACUUUGACAAAGGAUACUGACACAUAAUUAAAAAUUCAGUGAGGAUCCGGAGAAACAUUAGGGAACAUCGGGGAACGAUUUUGUCUUUUUUGGUCUGUCCCUGAGGAUUUUUACGGAUUUUUUGUCAGUGUCAACUGGAAUUUCUUGUAUGUUUUGAGAGCUGAAACUGUACACGGGAUUUCUUUAGAAGUUUGGGUUGGCAUCCUUUCUAGGCUUGGGAGUUUCAUGUGGCACUUGUAGAGGGACCAACGGAGCCAACACACACACACACACACACACACACACACACACACACACAGACGUACAAGAAGAACUUCCCACUGGAAAAGGACAGCGCUAUCGCAAACCGCUCAGAAUGUAUCCGAGGUGCUUGCUCUUUUUCCUGAACAUCUCACUUUUAGCGCAUGUGUUGAUGGCUUAUGAAUGCACGCCAUGUGAUCUCCGGACAUGCCCGUUCAAAGCACCGCGUGCCUGCGAGAGCGGUCGGACUCUGGCCAAAGAUCCGUGCGGAUGCUGCGAUCAGUGUACCCGGCUGGAAUGGGAACUCUGUGGUGGUCAAGACUGGGCACUGGGUUAUUGUGCUUUGGGACUGACCUGCGCCUAUGUCAACCAGACAGGGCUUGUAAAUGCCCGCAAUCCUGAUGCCGAAGUUGGAGUUUGUAAAGCUUUGCCGGAGUUCCCUGAUGCAGGCCUGGAGGAUGAGCACUGUCCGUUGGUCAGUGGCUGUGACCGGACAGGAGGGAAGUGCGUCUGUGACUCCCGACACUCGUGCCUGACCUCCUUUACCUACCCCGACAAAGAGGCUUGUGCCCGGGCCACCAAGUCAGAGGGGAGACGGCAUGACCGUGAGCACCGUGAAAGGCACAGGGAGAAGUUUGUGGGACUGACCAACCCAGCCUGCUCCUUCUCUGGCUGCAACCUGACAGCCGACGGCUGCGCCUGCCAGUCCCAGAGCUGCCACGACCACUUCACCUACUCUGACCGCAGCCAGUGCCAGCAGGCCGCAGAGGAGCUGAAGUGUGUAGGCAUCACGUGUCCACCCCUGGCCACGCCUGAUUGCCCUGGGGACUCGGUGCUGACGCUGGGCUACAUGCCACCAGCCGCCUGCUGCCCCUCCCUUCCCCCCCGAUGCACCUGUGGCACGUGCCCUCCGCCCCCCCUCUGCCCUGCUGGCCAGAAGGGUGUACCCCUCCACCAGGCCACCGGUGCACCCGGCGACUGUUGCCACGACUACGAGUGCCAGAGAGUCUCACCUAAAUGUUCUCACAAUGGCAAGGAGUUCUCGGAGGGCGAGGUGUACCGCAUGGAUGCCUGCUGGCUGUGCCAGUGCCGUGGCGGCAUCUCCUUCUGCUCCAAGGCCGAGUGCGCCAAGCUCGACUGUGACAACUUCUACAUCCCCGAGGGAGAGUGCUGCCCUGUGUGCAUAGAUGUCGAGCUGUUGUCUCGUGACAGUACCAAGGCGAGCUGCUGGGUGAACCAUAAGCUGCGUCAGCAUGAGGAGCAGUGGAAGGAGGACGACUGCACCUUCUGCCAGUGUGUGGAUGGGGACCCACACUGCACUGCCAUGGCCUGCAAGCAGAGCUGCCAGAACCCAGUCAAAAUACCAGGAGAGUGCUGCCCCUUUUGUGAAGAGCCUUCAUAUGAAACUGUGAGUCCGCUCUUGUGUCCACCAUUGGAGAACUGUACCCUCUCUGGCAUGGAUUGUCCCUAUGGUUUCCAGCAAGACAGCAACGGAUGCCUACUGUGCCAGUGUCUCAGCAAUGACUCCUGUCCAGACUUGGCCAACUACUGCUCGCUGGAUUGUCCCAUGGGAUACGAGAAGGAUGACUUUGGUUGUGAGGUGUGCGAGUGUAACCCCCCUGUGCCCAGGUGUCGCCCUCUCACCUGCAGCAAGACCUGCCCUUAUGGAUAUGUAAGGAACAAGCAUGGAUGUGAGAUGUGUCGCUGUGUCAAGUGUCCCCCCUUCACCUGUGAUAAGCACUGCAGUGAUGGCUACCAGCAAAACAGAAAGGGCUGCAGUGUGUGUCUGUGCAAAGAGAGUGCCCGUGCACCCACCACCUCCACCACCACCACCUCCUCCUCCGCAGUGCUGCCCCUACCCAGCUACUGCCUCACGGCCAACGGCAGACGCUACGAGGAGGCCGAGAGCUGGCACGACGGAUGCCGUGAUUGCUACUGCCACGCUGGCCGGGAGAUGUGCGUCCUCAUCUCCUGCCCCGCUCCCGCCUGCUCCAGUCCAGUGGUCCGGCCCAACCAGUGCUGCCCCAGCUGUGAAGAUGAGUCCGGUAGCGGGCAGCCAGAGGGCAUGGACCUGGUGGUGUGCCGAGCCCCUGGAGGGGAACUCUACGUGGAGGGGGAGACGUGGAACCUGGACGAGUGCACACACUGCACCUGCAGGAAGGGCCGGGUGCUGUGUGACACAGAAGUCUGUCCCCCUGCCCUGUGCCAGUCACCUACCAGGAACAAAGACACCUGCUGCCACGUCUGCCCAGAAGACAAGCUCAAGCCCCUCCUCCCAGUCAACGGCAGCCAACAGGAGUACUGCAUCUCCAGCGAUGGAGACGUGCUAUUGGCCGGCGACUCAUGGAAGGCCAACGCCUGCACCAGCUGCACCUGCAGGAAUGGCAGCAUCCAGUGCUUCUCCCAGCGGUGCCCGCCUGCCAAUUGCCGGGUGCCUGUCCUCCGCAAGGGACAAUGCUGCCCACACUGUCUGGAGGCUACAACCACUUCGGUGCCAAUUCUUCUCUCCACCACGACAACCACACCUCAGACAUCCAUCACCUCCACCACGCAAAGCAGUGUGGCAUGGAUCACCACGGCAACGGUGCCACCUAUUAUUGCAUCAACAGACGGUAAGGGCUUGAGUGAAGGCUCCCCGACUCAGACCGAGAUGGCCCUGAUCUACCAAUCAGCGGCGUGGAUCUUGGCUGGCCUCCUCUUUGCCAUUGUCAUUUUCCUGGUCGUGGCGCUCCUCAUCAACAAAAAGAAGAAGUGGGUGCAGAUGUCCUGCUACAGCGCCCCCAAAAAGACAGUGAUUCUUAAGAAGCAUGUGAACAAGAACUCAGUGGUCUACAUGGAACCGUCCAAGGAGAACAAGUUCCAGAGCGUGAAGAACGACUGCGGCAUCAACUUCUCCUCAGACAUGGGAUCUCCUUGUGUGGACAGAGGGAUGAGCAUCCCUCGAGCCAAACUCUGCAACGGACACGGGAAGGUCCAGCGCUAGGGCGAAAACAAACUAAACACACACAUCACACUUACCUGCACACACCCAUACACACUACACAAUCCCCACAUACACAUUGCCACAGUGAGUGGCAAUACAUGACUGAACAAUGUGUUUUCACUUGGUCACAGACACAUUCACAAACAAACACAGACAAACACACACACACACACACACACACACACACACAACCAGAGGUGUCUCAACAAGAAACACUAAUAGAUCUCUGUUUGGAUUCGUUCUCUUUUCACUGGAGACAAGGAGAGCAUUUUGCAACAUGUGACGAUGCCUAUGACUACCGUGUUACCUUUCCCCCAUUUGGAGCUUUAACCUGCAUCACAGAUACAUGGAAGAAACAUGGCGGAGCAGUGCUCUGCAACAUGUACAUGCCAAGGGUGCCGUCACACACUAUGCCGUGUCUACAUCUGAGAAAGAAAAACUUGAGGCAAAUUGUUUAAUGAGCCACAUAGAGGGCUUUGACUGAACACCAUGGACUUCUGAGCGACAACAUUAUGAAUCAAUCCAAAACCAUGUUGUCUUGUGGGAGAAGGAAAAGCUUUAGGACAGGUGUUGGAUUCUGACAGGGCUUAGAGAUCUGCUUGUGGCUCGUGAGGCUGUGUGCCCCUACUGGAAUUGGACAUCACACACCAGCUAACCGGCUAAUGCACUACGCAGCAUAGCAGACUGAAGGACGUAAUAGAUGACCAACAUUCCUAAAGGUUCAAUCACAGAAGACCCUGAAAAGCCCUCAAGAAUGGAUUCCUUAAAUAACCUCACUUCUCUUAGGAGUGGAGUCCAACUUACCAUUUUUAUAUACAUAUAUCUCCACUUGUAUUAUUCAAACAUAUUAUUUUUAGUCACGUUUAUGCCUUUGUUUUGGCUAUCUCCUUAGCGGUGAUAUAAAACAACUGAAACUCUAGACUAAACAUCCCUAUGAGUAAGUUUUAUGAGGUAAUCUGCCUCAUUGAAAAACCAAAGCCUGGCUUCUUUGAGGGGGGGGGGGGGGGGGGUUUGAGAUGAAGUGUUUAGGAAAUUAGGAUUCUGGGCUGGAAAAGUUCAACCUGGAUUCGUAUCUGCUCUCUGAGAGCAAAUGUAUUGGCAUCUGAGCAGAGGGGAAGCAUUGAGUGUCACUCAUCUGCCAGUUCUACUGUGCCAUAUCAAUCACACUGAUAAAAGCUUGGGGUUGUAGUUUAUAAUAUAUCUUUUCCCAAACCCUAAGACUAACACAACUGUCAUCUAUGUGUCAUUGCCGAUGCCACAUACUGUUCUCUUGAUUAUUUCUGAGUGUUAAAGUUAUCAGAAUAAUUAUUAUACUGUGAGACUACAGGCAUGUAAUACAGGCUGUUAUUGUUUUGAACUUGAAAGCGGGACCAUAGGACUCGUUAUGACUUCCAGUGAAUGCAUGACUGUUACAUCACUAAACUUCAACUAUCCAAAUGAAUAAUAACAAAAUAUGGCAUCUGCCAUGGCAUGACAAUGAAAUGGUUACAUCAGUCUUAUGGCAGAGGGCUCAUGUGAAUUCUCUAACUUGGAUGCCCAUACUGUGUACACAGAGCAAAUAUACAGACUUGGACUGCAAACAUUGAGUCUUUCAUAGUCUUUCAAAACUGGUUCUGAUCAAGCAUCAAACUACACUAAAUGUGCCAAGUGAUACAAUGUUGUAAUGUUUGGUGGUGUUGGCUUGCCAUUAGUCCGUUUUCAAUUCAUGCAUGAAGGUCGCACAGCCCUCUGUUUUCACAAGGUGUAUAUGAGAGGUUGCAAGUCCUAAUUGCAUAAUUUGUAGACGUUUUAAACAAUGAACUUGACUACAGAUCAGAUGCUUCAAUUAAAAGGUGCAAAAGAUUGGGCCUGUGAGAGGAAAGAAAGCCCCCGUGGUCAUCUCUCGUAAGAAGAUGACAAACCACUCCAACAAUCAAACUGUUCCACAGCAGCCGGGCUUGGUUGAAGUCAAAGAAGCCCAAAGAAAGCCUCCCCACAGCCCCAGUCUCUCGCACUAUUACACAACCACCUCUGUUAAGAAUAGUAAAGUUCUGGAACUCAUUUGUUGGUUGCGUCACCGGUGUCUCAGUAGAAAGUGUGUAUCGAUGCCAAAAUAAAGGAGGGGGAUGUAUAUGCUAGAUAUACAUAACACUCAGUCAAAUGGAGCUGAAAAACGUGCAGUUUGUGCCUGUGUGUGUGUCUCACACAAACUCAGCGUAGUCUCAGUUCAAUGACAGUCUUUUUUGAGAAGUGAAGAGGGAAUCUGUAUAACCUUCUGCAGUUUGUACUUCCUACAUGUAAAAAAGAUAGAUAAACAAAGUAGAUGAGAGGAUAUCUUAUUUAUUUUUUUCACAUAGCUUUAUUUAUUAAUACUAAACUAUAGUUUGAAUUAAAAGUAAAAAAGGUGUUCUGUUUUGUAUUUGGCAAAGGAUUUUGGUAGCCAAAGCUGCUGUACAUUUUAGAUACCGUAAACCAGUUCCCCAUCUUCCUCUGCUUUGAUAUUCCAGCUUAUUUAUUUACUUUUCUUGGCAAACUGUAAAUACCUAUUUCUUAGAUGUUGAACUGUAACAUUUACACUUAUUUUGGAAAAAUAAAGAUGC